ACUCAGCGCGCCUUACCAAUCUGGCGUGCGUGGCGCGUCGCACUUGACUGAGGAAGAUAGGAUCAUUUCUAGGUGUUCAGGAUACCUGAACACUGCCUGGCUGAGGGUGAGCGGCACACACAACAUGAGCAGCAGCGGCGGUCAGAACGCCGGACGGACGGGCCGCCAGCGACGCGACGCCAAACAGCACAACGGCACGGCGUCCGGCGGCGGCGGCGGCGGCGGCUCGGAGCGGCCGUCCAAACCCGCCUCCAGCGCCAAACAGAAGGAAGAAAAGGUGUUUGAAGACAAAAUCAGUCAGGUGGUGCAGCUCACAGGCAAGACCAAGGACGAGGUGGUGAUAGCUCUAUACGACUGCGACAAUGACCCGAAUCGGGCCGUUAACAUGCUGCUUGAGGGCGACGACCAGGGCCAGUGGGUGGAAAAGACCAAGAAGAAGAAGCCUCAGAAGCCGCCGGCGCCCGAGCCGCGCGCUGGCGACCGGGACGAGUCUCGUGGUGGCGGGGAGGACGGUGGCGCCGGCCGGGGGGAGUGGGGCCGAUCAGGGGACCGGUCACAGCCGCCCCGGCUGCGGAGGGGCGGCGGCCAGGACCGCAGCUGGAAGAGCCGGGAAAACUGGGAGAACGAGCGGAACAGUUCGGGUCGGGACGGCGGCGGUGGCGCGGCGCGCGGUGGCAGGGGAGGACGGAGGGGCGGCCGCGGCGGCGGCGGGCGGGGUGGCCCGCCGCGCAGUCGCGCCUCGGCGGCCACCGGUGGUGACGACUCGUGGGGCGCGCCGGCCGCCGACUGGGGCGCGUCCUCAGGGACCGACUGGGGCUCCUCGUCAGCCGGCGACUGGGGCGCGCCGGCCGCCGCCAAGCCGAGCGACGACUGGGGCACCUCGGCGGCGACUGCCGCCACGGAGGACUGGGACGAGUGGGGCGGUUCACUGAGCGACACCAAAGUGUUCACGGCCAGCCCGGCGGCGCCGGACGAGUCGGCCGCCGCGCCCGCCGCCUCCGCCUCCCCGCUGACGGGCGGUCUGGAGCUGGGCGCUCUGGUGCAGCCGAGCGAGGCCACGGCGGCCGGCAGCGGCGCGCCCACCUACAGCCAGCUGGCGGCGGCGCCGGCUCCGUCGGCCGGGCCGCUCAGUUACAGCAGCGCCAUCACUCGUUCACUGCAGCCGCAGGCGCAGGCGGCGGCCGCGCCCCAGCCGCCGGCCGCCAGCGCGGCCCCUCAGCGGCCGGCGGCAGCAGCGGCGGCCGAGUUCCCCGCGGCGCCGGCGGCCUCCUCUUCUGCGGGAGGUGCGCCGGCGGCAGCGGAGCCGGUGCGGACCACGCCGCCGGCGGCGCCCUACUCUGCCGACCCGUCGGCGGGCGGUGCGCCGGGCUUCCCGUCGCCGCCGGCGGCCGCCGUCGCCGAGCCGUCCAGCCUGGCGUCGGCGCCCAGCUCGUUCCCGUCCGGCUACACCAAUCCUCCCGGUCUGUUGUACUCGUCCAGUUUCGGCUCGUCGGCCCCGGCUUCCUCUGCGGGCGGUGUACCGCUCGGCUCACAGGCCCUGUCCAGCCGCAGUGGACGACCACAGAAACCACCGGUAAAGAUCCCCGACAUGGCGGUGGAAAUGCCCGACGACGUGUCAACUCUGGACGUCAAGUUCGGCGGACUCGACUUCGGCACGGCGGCGGCGCCGGCGGCCGACGAGCCCGCCUCGUUCACGGCCACGGCGGCCCCGCCGGCCCCUCAGCCGGACCCGGCGGCGGUGGCAGCGACCAAGGCGGAGCCGGAGGCGCCCGUGACGUUCCCACCGCACGCGCGCAGUCCCGGUCUAGGCACGCUCGCGUCGGCCGCUCAGGCAGUGAAGACCUCGAUGGAGUCGCCAGCGUCAUCGUUUGCCAGCAGCGGCGGCCCGACGGGCGGCUCGGGCCUGACCUCGACAGUGGGCGCGGCGCCGGGCACCUCUCCGGCGCCCGUCUCGUCGGCGGCCGCCGCUGUCGUCUCCUCCGCCGGCCUGUACGGCUCGGGCUCAGGCGGCGGCGACUCGGCCGGCCCGUUCGGCCAGCUGCCGGCCGCCAGUGCGGCGUCCAGCGGCCUGCCGGCGCCCGGCUUCGGCUCGGCGACGGCCACCUCUGCGGCGGCGGCCGGCGCCACGUCCGGCUUCAGCCAGUCGGAGCCUGCCGGCGGCGGCGGCAGCUACUCGUCCGGCGGCGGCCUGCCCGGCCACGCCGGCUACAGCAACGGCGGUCUGCUGCCCGAGCGACUGGGAGCCGCGCAGGCAAAGACCAGCCAGUACGACUCGUCAGCCGGCGGUGCCGGUGCCGGAGGCUCGGCGCUCUCCGCAGCACCCUCAGCAGCAGCGGCAGGGCCCUCGGCUGGCAGCGGCAACGGAGGAGCGCGCGGGUCAGCGCACCCAGUCACAACACGGCCGGGCGGCAUGCCCUCCCUGCCACCGGGCGUGCCGAUGCAGUACUUUGUGGGCCAGACGGCGGGCAUGCCGUUCUACCCGGGCGUGCCGGGCGUGCAGCCCAUCUACAACUACGAGGAGCUGCAUGCGCUGCAGCAGCGGCUGCCGCACAUGCAGUCGGCGGCCGGCAGCGCUCAGGGCCGGCCGGAGGUGACCUCAGCACUCGGAUCCGUCUCCGCCGGAGGGUACUCGCUCUCAGACGCCAAAUUCGGCCGUCAUGACAACUCGUCCCCGGUCCAGUCGGCGCUCAGUCAACAGCUCAAGCCGCACCAGCACCAGCAGCAGCAUCAGCAGCACCAACAGCAUCAACAGCAGCACCAUCAGCAACAGCAGCAGCAACAGCAACAACAGCAGCAGCAGCAACAACAACAGCAGCAGCAGCAACAGCAGCAGCAGCCGUUCUUCAACCCGGCGGGCAUCCCGCCCAACUACACCUACUUCCCGUUCCUGCCGCAGUACGGCAUCUACACGCCGGUGCCGCCGGCCACGGCCGCUCCCGGCUCCAGCGGCGCCGGACAGUACCAGAAGGUGGCCGGCUACGGCGCCGGCGGCGGCUUCGGCGCCGGCUACGACCCGCUGGGCUCGGCCGGAGACUUCAAGGCGGGCGGGGGAGCGUUCGGCGGCUCCUCGCCUCACAAGGCGGCCGGUGGCGCCGGCGAACUGGGAGCCGGCUACGGCAAGGCGCCGCUGGCCGGCAAGUACGACACGAAGGCGUACCACACGGGCACGCCGCCGCCGUUCCCGCUGGCCGGCCAGGGGCAGAGCGCCGCCUACGGGCAGCACAUGUAUCUGCAGGCGCUGCCUACGCAGGGGCACUCGCCGCUGGUGCAUCCGGCGCACCAGGAGUCGGCGCUGGGCGGACCGGCGCGCGGCUCCCAGCCCAAACCGACCGGAAAGCCCAGCUACGGCUUCUGGCCCGGCAACUAGAGGCGCCGGUCGGGCCGCGCCGGCCCGAGCUGGGUCGGCCGGCCCGGCCCGCCCGGGUGGGUCCACAGACACGGCGAACAGACCGGGGCGCAGGUGUCCGCGGCCCGCCGCGCCGCCCCUGGCCGCGUGCCCGUCAAAUGUACGGCUAUUUUUGCUCUCGUGUUUUGUGAAAGUCUUUUGGUCCUCGGUGUUCGCUUUUAAACAUGUAGUGAUCGGGCGGGCCAAGUGUACAUAGUGAGCUCGUAGUCAGUGCGGGGGAGACAGUUGUUCCGGACGGUUAAUCAUGUGUUUGGUACAAAGGUUCCCGUCGUCACGGAGCGGUAUCGUUUAUUCCUACCCGCCCCCGCCCCCGCCGGACCGGACACACGGACAGGCCGACCGCCCACCCACACAGCUGUGAUACUGGACGGCGCCGCCCGCCCCGCCGCUGGACAUUGGUAGGCGGUCUGAGCGCCGCGCUCCUCAGUUGUGUGUCCACCACCACUUCUGCUUUCAUAUUUUGUAAAGCUUUCCCCGAAGGUCAUUCUCAGCCAAUACAGCGCGAAAUGAUGGUUAA
Molecule: messenger RNA, 3923 nt
Organism: Amphibalanus amphitrite
Lineage: Eukaryota; Metazoa; Arthropoda; Thecostraca; Balanomorpha; Balanidae
Product: ubiquitin-associated protein 2-like
Exons: 12
Coding region: 125-3367 (1080 amino acids)
Cellular component (GO): cytoplasm; nucleus
Molecular function (GO): protein binding
Source: RefSeq, a predicted model, not a curated record